UUGGGCUUUGAGGAAGUCGCAGCGGCCAAGCGGAGCAGCGGCCCCGGCGGACUUCAUCUCCCAGGCGGCAUUGCGCGCGCUCUGUUUCUAGGUGUCUAGCAACAGUCCAGACAGCCGGCGGCAGCGGGAGCGGUGAUCCUCGGCGUCUCUUCCCACGAUUUGUCCGCCGCUGGGUGCUCGCGGUUAAUGGUCGCCGGGCUGAACACAGUGAGGAGUCAACCCUGAGCCCUGCGCAGAGAUAUGAGCGGCAGCGGGCGGCCCAGGACCAGCUCGUUUGCUGAGCCGCCAGGUGUUCCGGGAGCCGCCGCCGCCUCCGCCGCGUCCGCCGCCGGAUCAGCCGCUGCCGUGGGGAGCAGCACAGGAAAGUCCGGGGUCCCUCAGGCCUCCGGCACCAGCUCGUCGGGAUGCUCGAACCUGAAGCUCGCUCGAGACAGCGGCAAGGUGACGACAGUGGUGGCCACACCGGGUCAGGGACCAGACCGCCCACAGGAAGUCUCUUACACUGACAUCAAGGUGAUUGGAAAUGGGUCGUUUGGUGUGGUGUACCAGGCUCGGCUCAUCGACAGCCAAGAGAUGGUGGCCAUCAAAAAGGUUCUGCAGGAUAAGAGGUUCAAGAAUCGUGAACUUCAGAUCAUGAGGAAGCUGGAUCACUGCAACAUCGUCCGACUACGUUACUUCUUCUACUCCAGUGGCGAGAAGAAAGAUGAAGUGUACCUCAACCUGGUGCUGGACUUUGUCCCUGAGACGGUCUACAGGGUUGCCAGGCAUUUUAACAAGGCCAAGAGCAUCAUUCCUAUCAUAUAUGUGAAGGUCUACAUGUACCAGUUGUUUCGCAGCCUGGCUUAUAUCCAUUCCCAGGGAGUGUGUCACAGAGACAUCAAGCCCCAGAACCUGCUCGUGGACCCAGAGACUGCCAUCCUCAAGCUGUGCGACUUCGGCAGCGCCAAGCAGCUGGUGCGCGGUGAACCCAACGUGUCGUAUAUCUGCUCACGGUAUUAUCGGGCCCCGGAGUUAAUUUUCGGGGCCACAGACUACACAGCAAACAUUGACAUCUGGUCAGCAGGCUGCGUUCUCGCGGAGCUGCUGCUCGGACAGCCCAUAUUCCCCGGGGACAGUGGAGUGGACCAACUUGUAGAGAUUAUCAAGGUUCUGGGAACACCGACACGGGAACAGAUCCGAGAGAUGAACCCGAACUACACAGAGUUCAAGUUCCCUCAGAUUAAAGCUCAUCCAUGGACCAAGGUGUUUAAACCUCGCACCCCUCCGGAGGCCAUCGCCCUCUGCUCCCGGCUGCUGGAGUACACACCGGCCUCGCGCUUCUCACCGCUAGAGGCCUGCUCGCACGCCUUCUUCGACGAGCUGCGCCAGCCCAACACGCGGCUGCCCAGCGGCCGCGAGCUGCCGAUGCUCUUCAACUUCAGCACCACAGAGCUGUCAAUCCAGCCCCAGCUAAACUCCACCCUCAUCCCUCCUCACGCCCGCUCGCACACAGCUGCUUCCGCCCACGACGGCACCGGUUCAGAUUCAUCUCAACACAGCUCAGUACCAGGAUCUCUUAACAGCAUCUGAAGCCGCUUCUCACCUGCCUGCCUCCUGUCAGCCACACACACACACACACACACACACACACACACACACACACACACACACACACACACACACACACACACACACACACACACACACACACACACACACACACACACACACACACUACAGCUUUCCUCUGUGCUGCUUGCUCUCCUCUUAGAUGAUCUGUUUUUGUACAGUACACACGUUGAACAAACUCGUAGUUGUGUAGCUGCCCAGGUUGAAGCUACGGCAGGAGAUCGUUACACACACACACACACACACAGACACACACACAGUCGUCUUGCUGCUGCUCAGGUGGUAUGUGAAGGUUCAAUACUAGGGGCUGGUCCUCUGUUAUAUAACCUUUUUUGUUUUUUUUGUUUUGUUUUUUAAUCAACCCUUUAUUUCCCGUUUUUCUUCUUUAUAUCUGUGUUUAUUUAUUUGACGUAUUGAAAUGCAUCAUGUGAGCUCAACACAUUUAGUCUCUACAGCUUUUUUUGUUAAGGUUUCUUCCAUGUUUUUAAAAUCCCUGUUGUUUCCGUGUUGGACUGCACACUGCCUGGCCAAGACUAGAAACGCCCCCAAGUAGGUCAUCAGGGUAACGGAGGUUUUUAUUUAACUCGGGGCUGGAGAACUGCUGCAGGGACUGAAACAUUCAGAAAUUCUCCAGCCACAUUAUUCAUAUAUAUAUAUAUAUAUAUAUAUGUAGAGUAUACAUGUCUACAGCCUGAUGUUUAAGCUCAAGUUAGAUCUCCAGCUGGUUUAUGUCCUGUUGACGUGGCAGCACCAGGUAGCAUUUCUCAGUGUUUGGUUGGAGAUCUGUUGUAUUUGUCUCUGACGUGAAUCAUGUUCAGUAGCUGUAUUUUUAGACUGAACUGGAAACCACCCGACUUUGAGGACCAGCUGUUGCUUCUGUUUUAAUCCUGAACUAAAGAGCGACACGUUCCCAUGAAAAAAGAAAUAAUCCCCCAACCCGUCAGCGGUCGUAAAAUGGACUCGACGAUGGUGGAGUUUUAAUUUCCUCUCUGGUUACACUUACACUCACUUAUACGGUAAAUAUGGGUCAAAUCAAACCCUAAUUGAGAUUCCUCCUCAUCUUUUAAACAUGAUUUUAUCUUUAGAUUCAUUUCCUCAUCGGGGCUGUGCUAAAAACAAUAACUUCCAGAGGGAAACUUGUUCUUCACCAAUACUAAAUGUACUUAGAGCUGUAACUGUCAGUGGUGAAGGAAGCGUGAAUGUGUGGCUCAGCUUAAUCACAGUAAUAUAUUCAGAUAGAGACUUUUAAUCAUGAGCAAACAAAGCUGUUUGUUCUCUGUUCUACCAAAUGAUUUGUUGUGCUCAGUGGAUUAUUAGAUAAAAGUGUAAGUUUCCACUGUAUCUUCAAUUGGAGACGAACACUGAAGCUUAUCUAUAGUAAUUAAGAAAUCCACAGACGGCAACAUUGAUGCCUCCUAAAGAAAUUGUUUGUGCAAUUUACCUGCUGAAAGAAAUUCAACAUUAAACUUCCGCCCAUUUUAACCAUUCAACAGAAAAAUCUGUUUAUUCCUUGAUUGUUCAUUUACAGUAAAUGUUCACCGGUUUAAUUCAUGUCACUGAGGUGUAACGUGUCCGAGGUGUGUUUCACUCAAAUUCAAUUCUGUUUUUCAUUUUUAGCUCCAAAGAUUAAAGCGACGUCCACAGAGCUUCAGCUUGAUGCUUCAUGCAGGACGUCAAUGUUAACGAUGAGUCAGACCUUUUCAAUUUGGGUAACUGUGCUGGUAAGAGUAAAUAGUUUUAAGAUAAAUUAUUGAUUUUAAAGCUUUUUUUAAAAGUAUUGAAACGGUGGAAUUCCCCUAAAACGUUACGAUCAUUCCUGGUGUAGAAAAAAUGUUCUCAACUGUGGAAAAGAGCAAAAUGAACGUCGGGCCGCGUGUCGCUGAAUCACAGCAGAGAAACUCGAACUCUUAACUCGGGAUUAAAUGUUUCAAGCGAGUGACGCGUCGUGUUAACUUGACGAGCAGAAGCUUAUAAUAUUAACUGAGGUUCAGCUGCAGACAUGUCAACAGACGUGUAUCAUAAACCACGUUAAUGUCAAGCGGGGGAAUUCCUUUACGGUUUGCUGUCGUACUUCUAUCUUUAUGAGGACCAGUUUGGAGUUGUUACCACGUUGAGGAGCCAGCGAAUGUAUCACUAGUGUAGAAGUACAAGCGUCUGUGUGUCCGACCACGUCCCAAGCUGCCGUCUGAGCAGCCAGUGUUGUAGGAGUAGAGCAGUCGAUGCAGAUUUCUAGUCAGCAGUGCACUUGAAAGUUUGUAGAAUAGUAUAUUUGAUACUAUCGUACCAUGCCUCCUCCUGCUGUUUGAACUGCAGCCAUCUUUGUUUUCAAACCCCACUUUCAUUCUGUAUGCGGAAAGUGGGGAGCUUUUUCUUUUCUUUCCCCACCCCCCCCAGCUGCUUCUGGGUUUCAACCUAGCAACCUCCCGGUCCGCUGGGUUACUGCCGGACUUUGUUUGAUCGACUCUUCAGGGUGCGUCACACUCGGAGCCGUCAGAUCCUCUGUGGCUAUGAAAAGGUGUGAGGACAAAACCCUGUGACGGAGAAUCGAACAUGGCAGAUUCUCCUCCUCCUCCGCUCAGAAGCCAUUUGCUCCCUCGACCUACUUUCUGCAUCUCUUGUCGCACAUGUAAAUAUCACUGAUUUUUAAUUUCCCUCUUUUUACUUUUUAUGACAGAGUUUAUAUCUUAUUUUCCUCAUUUUCUCUAUGGAGCAGUUCUUAGUUUGUGCAUUUCUGUAAAUAUGUUUUUUUUUCACUAUCCAAAAUGUAAAAUACUGCAAAGAAAAAAGAAGAAAAAGAAAAAACAGUCUCCUCCUCGUGUUUGUCGAUGAUCUCUCUCUCUCUCUCUCUCUCUCUUGUUCAACUCAGCUCUCCUCCCUGUUGCUUCCUCAGUGGGACCAACCUGACUGAAUUCAUAUUGAAAGAGUUCCGUUCCAAAUUGCUCUCCUCCUGUUUUGGUUGUGAAUAUUAUAAUCUAACGUUAUAAUAUUAAAUGUAGAAUCAUUCCAACGCU
Hippoglossus stenolepis (Pacific halibut) is the source of this 4619-nucleotide messenger RNA. RefSeq names its product glycogen synthase kinase-3 beta. The record is from RefSeq and is a predicted model, not a curated record. Lineage: Eukaryota; Metazoa; Chordata; Actinopteri; Pleuronectiformes; Pleuronectidae. Gene Ontology annotation, molecular function: ATP binding; protein serine/threonine kinase activity. The coding region runs from base 241 to 1569 and encodes 442 amino acids. The transcript has 11 exons. Gene Ontology annotation, cellular component: axon; cytosol; cytoplasm. Gene Ontology annotation, biological process: negative regulation of TOR signaling; extrinsic apoptotic signaling pathway in absence of ligand; regulation of neuron projection development.